ACUCCGUAGAGGAACCAACUCUCUCAGGCUCACAGUUUCUUCGAAUCAGCUUCCAAGUCCCACCCACUCUCCUAUAAAUUCGUCGUUCACGUACAUAAUCGGAGCGAUUUUUAAUAUUAAUAGUUAUAAUAAUAAUAGAGGUUUAAGUUUUAAGAGGAGGAUGAGUAAGAGAGCGAGAACCAGCGUCGACAAUGCAGUGGUCGAGGUUUGGAAGCGGGAGGUCGGCCAGCUCUCCACCAGAAACUUUGCGAACAGACUAGGCGCCUCUGAGGAUCUUGUGCUCCGACUUGAUAUCUUCAGGAAGCUGGAAAAGCACAGAGGUUGUGUGAACACCAUAAGCUUCAAUACAGAUGGUGACAUUCUGGUUUCGGGCUCUGAUGACAAGCGGGUCAUACUCUGGGAUUGGGAAACUGGGCAUAGUAAGCUUUCAUUUCAGUCAGGUCAUAAUAACAAUGUUUUUCAAGCAAAGAUCAUGCCUUGCACAGAUGGUCGAAGCAUUGUCACCUGCGCCGCGGAUGGGCAGGUGAGACUUGCUCAGAUUCUGGAACGUGGGCACGUGGAAACUACAUUGCUUGCCAGACAUCAGGGAUGGGCUCAUAAGUUGGCUAUUGAGCCUGGGAGCCCAUAUAUAUUCUUUACUUGCGGUGAAGAUGGAUUAGUGCAGCAUUUUGAUCUGAGAACUCGGACUGCCACUGAACUUUUCUCAUGCCAACCAAUUGAUGAAAGAAGGAGAAACAUGUCAGUUAUCCCUCUAAAUGCAAUUGCAAUUGAUCCAAGGAACCCAAAUCACUUUGCAGUUGCAGGGUCUGAUGAGUAUACUCGACUUUUUGAUAUCCGCAAAUAUAAGUGGGAUGGAUCAUCUGAUUUUGGUCAACCCACAAACUACUUUUGCCCUCCACACUUGAUUGGUAAUCAUCAUGUUGGAAUAACAGGCUUGGCCUUCUCAGAACAGAGCGAACUUCUUGUUUCAUACAAUGAUGAGUUCAUCUAUCUUUUUACAAAGGAUAUGGGAUUGGGAGCUAAUCCACUUCCACUCUCUCCAAUGUCUAUGAGCAGUGAUGCAAGUGAAGCAGGAAGUGAUCAUAAAUUGACAGAAUAUCCAUCUGAUGAUAAAGUUACUCCCCAAGUUUACAGGGGGCACAGGAAUUGUGAGACGGUGAAAGGUGUGAACUUCUUUGGGCCUAAGAGUGAGUAUGUAGUGAGUGGAUCAGACUGUGGCCGGAUAUUCAUAUGGAAGAAAAAAGGUGGGGAGCUCAUUCGUGUCAUGGAAGCAGAUAAGAGUAUUGUAAACUGUAUUGAGUGUCAUCCCCAUACCAUGGUGCUUGCAAGCAGUGGAAUUGACUAUGACAUCAAGAUAUGGACUCCAAAGGCGCUUGAGAGAGUUACUCUGCCUACAAACAUUGAACAGGUUCUGAUACCUGAUCGAAUUCUUCAUUGGUUUACCCUUGGUGACGUUCAUGACGACAAUGACGACGAUGAUGAAGACGUUGAUUUUUUCUCUGAUGAUGAUGUUUCUGAUGAUGAUGAUGAUUAUAGUAGCAAUGAUGACGAAAAUGACAAUGACGAUGGUGUUGGUGAUACCGAUGACUGUGGUGUUGAUGAUAAUAGUGAUGGUGAUGGCAAUUGCGUUGACGAUGCUGAUGAUAACAAUGGCAAUAACGAUAAUUUUCCUGGUGGCUGUGAUGAAUGAUGAUGAUGAUUUUAACUUACCCUUUUUGUGUCCAGCAGAAACCCAAGGCUAGGUACUGGAUGGAUAGUAUGUUUUCUCCUCAGGACUUGAUGUUGCUUCUACGUCAACUCCAUAGGCAAAGGACUAGCAGUACAAGCCCCGAGCGCAAUGGUGAAAACUCAACUGAUGGUCGGGAACUUUU
Molecule: messenger RNA, 1871 nt
Organism: Alnus glutinosa
Lineage: Eukaryota; Viridiplantae; Streptophyta; Magnoliopsida; Fagales; Betulaceae
Exons: 5
Coding region: 161-1690 (509 amino acids)
Cellular component (GO): cytoplasm; Cul4-RING E3 ubiquitin ligase complex
Molecular function (GO): protein binding
Source: RefSeq, a predicted model, not a curated record